Molecule: messenger RNA, 9982 nt
Organism: Saccostrea cuccullata (small rock oyster)
Lineage: Eukaryota; Metazoa; Mollusca; Bivalvia; Ostreida; Ostreidae
Exons: 2
Coding region: 424-7956 (2510 amino acids)
Biological process (GO): regulation of transcription by RNA polymerase II
Cellular component (GO): chromosome
Molecular function (GO): chromatin insulator sequence binding
Source: RefSeq, a predicted model, not a curated record
CAAAUCUCAAGUAGAUAAAAUUCAGGCACCAGUGCAAACAUGUACUUUACAUGAUGUACUAUGAAAGUAUUAGUGGUAGAUAAAGGCUGCGGUUAGUUGUGCGAGAUACUUGGAACGGGUGACUCGCGGCUGUCAGUGUCACAGACUGUCGUUGAUUCAGCAUCAUAAUCCGUUCCCCCUCUUGAGUGUUACAUACAGCGGCCGGCCUGCAGGAUCUCGGUGUAUAAGAUCUGUACAGUUGGGUCACUGCUUCCUAAGGUCCUUAGCCCACCUUGAAAAACAUUCUCGCCAAUUUACAUCCUCUAACACUGGCUUUAUUGAAUGCACUCAUGUGUAAAUGAUGGACUGCUCUAUUGUUUUGUUUGUGGAAUAAAAGUCUUCUGGCAGUAUGGAUUACACAAUAUCAUCAGGGCCUCUUGAAUCAUGUUGGACAAGGGACGCAAAUCUGGAGGAAAGGUCGCCCCUGAUGAUAGAAAACUAAAAACUCGUGGGAGAAACCGAAUCUGCAAACAGUGCAAGUUCACCUGCACCGAUCCCAAAGACUUUCUAAAUCACCAAAAGUACGCACAUUCUCAGGAAAAUGAUCCUGAUAUACUUAACUCUAUAAGUAAGCGACGGAGAAGUUCUAGCGGCAUUAAUUAUAACAGUCACGUCUCACUUGGGAAAAAAAUAGCGACCCGAUCAAGUGCAUCUCAUGACAGUGACGACAAACCAAAAUCUGAUGACAAUAAAAUUAGCCCUGAUAUAAGUACAUUCCAGGACACAGAAGAGUCACUUUCUCCCGUGAACAGUGACAUCUCCGAGUCUAAGUUAGACGAGAACUCGUAUUCUAUGAACAAAGAAAAUUUAUCUGUUGAUGAAAAUAAAGGUGACACUGUUAGUGAAAAAUUAGAGAAACUAGAGAUGGAUUCCACAGAAGCUGAACGUGUCAGUAACUUUGGAAGUGAACAUGAGGAACAAGAUGAGGAAGGGAAACUGGUGAUCGCAGAGGAUGACCACGCGUCAAAUAAAACACCGACCCGCAGCGGAAACAUUCAGAAUCGCACUUAUGUUUGUAACCAGUGUGAGUUCAGUUCCACGAGUGCCAAAACUUUCCUACAUCAUCAGAAGGAUGAACAUCAACCCGACAUCAUCAUAUACGAGUGUGACAUUUGUGAAUACGCCACAAAAUAUAAACAAAAGUUACCUCGGCACCGAAAACUCCACUUCACCGGGAAAGACAAUAGCAGUUUACUCAGUCCCUAUGAUCUGGACGGUAGUUUUAAUGAGAGCAAGGACAGGAGUGGGAGUUUCAGUGAACUGAUGAAGAUGGACGAGCACGGUCCUAACUUCGUUAGAAACGUCGUAGAUGAUGAUGACGAUGAUGAGGAUGAGGAGGAAGAAGAAGACAACUUACCUCAGAUCGAGUCCCAUGAGUCAGCGCCCGUAACCGACGGCACACCCGUCGUGGAGAAGAAAAAACGCAAAACCAGACAGGAAGUGGAUCCUGGGAAAUACUUUGAAGUUCAGGAUGACACCGGGAUAAAAUAUGCGUGUUCAAAGUGUGGAAAUGUGUACAAGUGGAGGAAAUCACUGAACAAACACUGGAAAGAGAAACAUUUUGGUGACAUUCCUGAUUCUAGUGUUCCACCCCCAGGGCUCGCCAAACUCAACAGCCUUAAUCACAUGCAAUAUACAUACAGAUUCCCUACCUCAAAAGGGGGUGACCGUCUGUCACCUUCAUCUCAAAGUCAGAGAAGUGAGAGGUCAAGGUCAGAGACCCCGGUCAGUAUGGUAGAGCGGUACCAGCCAGGAGCCGAUCUGAUGGAGAACAGCAGCGUGUCGUCUGUCGUGAUGCCGCGAUUCAUCGGUCCCUUCAUCACAGACAGUAUGUCGGUAGCUGGAGGUGACCCCUCACCCAGCAAACCCGAGGCGCUCUACCCGAGAUCCAUGAUGGAAUCUAGUCGUGAACAACCCAUUGACUUCUCUGUCAAGAGGGAGAGCGAUUUCAGUCCUUACCUAAAGGCAUCACACUCGUCUCCUGCCAUUAAAUCUGAACAUGGGUGGUCUGAACAAACAUCUAGUCUUGAUCUCAGUGGAAACAAGAAAGAAGAGAGUCCUAUACUUCAGUGCAAUAGAUGCUCCUUUGUAGCUAAAACUUUGGUAGACUAUAGCUCUCAUAUGACUUUACAUUUGAACAAACGAGCUUUUAAGUGUGCAGAAUGUCAAGAACAUUUCAAUAAUGUAGAAGAUUUGAACAAACAUUUUGGAGAAAACCAUUCCGAGAAAAUCCACGAACACAAGGAAGCUAUACAGAAGAUUCCCCAUGGACUGCAGCAGACAUAUCACCUCCUGAAAAUGCCACUGAAUUCCAUUGGUUCCAUUGCCGUAUCUGAAGCAUCCACUUCCGGGCCGAAUGAACCUAAGUAUCUGAAAUGCAGCAUGUGUCACUUUGUCGCUAAAUGGCCAGCCGAGCUUCAGAAGCACGCCGUCUCCCACUCCGAGGAGCGACCUUUUGUUUGUAUGGUCUGUGGCUCCACCUACAAGUGGAAGUGGGAUCUAGUCAAGCACUUUGAGAAGAGCCACAACUCUCUAACCAAUCCUUACAAGCGUAGAGAACAAGGCAGCUCCCCGGCUCCAUUGACCACCAAACCUGACCAGAAUUCCAUGAUGAAAUCCCCUCCCGUGCUCUCCCCAGUAACGGGAUUCCCUGGUGAGCGGUCGUCCAUGUAUCCUAUGACAAGCAUUGCAGCAGCUCUCAUAGACACCGACACAUUCCAGAAAAGAAGCAUAGAUAGCUUGUCCUACGAGGAACCUUCCAGGAAGAAGAGGCGCCUGUCAGACACUGAUAUGCCUAACCUGAUGGACCAGUCUCAGGCAGAUCGCCAGGAGUACAUCACAGCAGGUGCUCUUAGUUACGACAGACAUGACGACUCCAGAGGCAUGGAAUCCGAGAGUGAGGACUCCCAGGAAAGCCUGAAAAUUUCUGGAACUUCUGCUCUACGAGACAUGGAGAACCUCAUUCCUCCAGAAGAUGAGAUGGGAAAUGAUCCAAAUGAAAUGUUUGGCACCUGUUCCAUCAACCCUCAGACCCAGAUGGCUGUCAUUAAUGCAGUCAAGAAGAGAAUGGACAACGGAAAGCCAGCCAGCAUCCCCUCUAAGACUCGACCAAAUGACAAGGACAAAAACUCUGAUGUACUUCUGCCAUACAAGUGCCAGAUUUGCGAGUACAGAGCAAGAUGGCCGUCUGAGAUUACUCAACAUAUGAAGAACCACUCUGAUGAAAAGCCGUACCACUGCCCUAGAUGUAGCUACAAGAGCAAGUGGAAAUGGGAUGUGGUUAAACAUCUGAAGCGGUGUGGGGGAGGCACCAUAAGGGAUGUCAUUGACACUAAUAAGCUGAAGAAGCACUCGGCGCCACCUAAUGUGACCGUCAUGCCUCAGGGUUCCUUCCAAAGACAAGGCCCAGGCUCACAAUCAGAAUUCAUGCAGAAGAAUUUAGAAAGUCGCUAUGCACUGUCAUCUGUGGCAGAAGCUCUUGCAACCAACAACAGUGCAAUCAUGUCCAUGGCUGAAAUGAACAAAGCUGGUUAUGAUGAUUAUGAAAAGAUGAUGAGUCUGUCCAGUAACCAGCCACCAGUUUUCAAGAGCAUCAUUAACCAGGGAGUCUACCACUGCUUUGAGUGUCCAUUUAUUGCUCAGAGUCCUGCAGAACUGAGGCGUCAUGCUGUACUCCACUCUGAAAACAAACCAUUCAGUUGUGUUGUUUGUGGAUACAGCUCCCGCUGGAAGUGUGACUUGAAGAAACAUAUCAGAACCUAUGGGCAUUAUGACCAGACCAUGCAAGCCAAGCCUUCCUCUCAGCAGACCUCCCCUGGCAAAUUCCAGUACCAGAUUCCCCAGAGGGACAUCUACCCAGAGGACCACGACUCAGAAGACAGAACCUUAUACAAAUGUAACAAGUGUCCUUACUCCACCUUCAAGAAAUAUUCAUUUGAAAUCCAUAUGAAGACCCAUGGUGAGAUGAAAAAAGAAGAUACUUCUCUGGGUAAAUACAACUGUAAGCAGUGCGACUUCCAGGGAACCGAUUUGAUUUCCUUGCUCCAGCAUAAAAAGACCCAUGCAGGCAAAGCUACCUCUACUGAAGGAAACAACACUUCACCGGACCCAUCUGCCGAGCAGGUGUCUAACAGGACAUUGCAGAAACAUCGCAGAAAACCUGUCCAACAGUUCCGCUGUCCUAAGUGUCCUUACACCUGCUUCAAGAGAUCUGGACUCACUAUGCAUGAGGCUAUGCACCAGCCCCGAGGAGAGGACGCCCUGAAAUGUUAUUACUGUGACUAUAACGUCUUCAGUAAAGGACUCCUGGUUCAGCACAUGAGACUACAUCCUGAAUUUGAUCCAAAUGAAUGUGGAGAAUUUGCUGAAAUUCUAGAGAAUAAUGACUUUGAUAAUAUGGACACUGAGGAAUAUGAGUACCUCCGUAACAUGAAUGAGGAUGCUGACGAAUACAACAGUAUGAUGGAUGAGGACUCCAGACAAAGUCCAAGUGAACUAAACAGUUCAGGUUCCAGUAUCAAAGCCAGGGAGAGUGGAGCUCUGGAUCUCUCCAGCUCAAGCUUGACAUCCAUCUCGAGCGAGUCCAAGAGAGCGACGGGUGCCACCCUGUGUGAACCACCAGAGGUUCCCAGUUCUUUGAUGCCAUUCCCUUGUGAGUGGUGCCCAGCCAGAUUCCUUAACCUGACCAAACUCUACCAUCACGCCAGUACUCAUCAUCCGAUGGAGCUACGCAUGCAGGAGAUGGGGGAGACACCCAGCAUGGCUCUGCCCACCAGGAUGAGUGAUCCUUACCUUGAACGACAGAAACGCUUGCAGCAGAAACAAGAGCUUCAGAAACAAGAGUUAGAGCAACAAAAACUUCUAGAGCAACAGAAGUUGGAGCAGCAGCAUUACCAGCAAUCCAUCCUCAAAAGUGCCUUGAAUCAGUCCAGAUAUCGCCCCAUUGAACCCAAACUCCCAUUUUCACUCGGAGAGAAGAAACCUAAUCCUGUGUACAGUUCUCCGUCAACAUCUGCAUCACCAAGCACCAGCACCUUCUCCAAGUUCUCACAAGAUGCUAACAACAACAAGUCUGGCAUUCCAAUAUCACAAUCCUCUACUCUGGUUGCGCAAGCCCUGCUUGCCAAGGCCAAGAAAUCGACCAGCCCUAACAAGAGAGGGAGAUCAUUCCAGUGUACCAAGUGUUCGUUCACCGCUCCUAACGCAGUGACCUACCUCCGCCACAUCGAGCGACACGGCAGUAACUGUAGACACACCUGUAGGUUCUGUGACUACAGCAUUGACCGCCUUAACCUGCUGUACCAGCACAUGAAGGGAACUCACGGGGAUCUGUGGAGGGGGACGCCAGAAGAGAAGAUCAACCUGACGUCAGGAUCAGGGAGCAAGGUCUACCCCGACGACAUGCAUUCCAAAGGGCCUUUCACUCCUGACAUGAACUCAGAGAGCAUGAACAGUAGUUUGGACGGUUCCUUUACUGGGUUAUCCAAUGACAUCCCAGACAUCAGUGAUGAAGCUUACAACUUCUCCAUGAAUGAGAUCAGAGUUUAUCAUACAAUGGCAGCCAAGGGACAAAACCCAGUCCUGAUCAUCAAGGAAGAAACGACAUGGUAUGGCGUACCCAUCCAGGUCUGCACCAUCAACGGAAGAAAAAGUUACAAGUGUCCAAAGUGCAUUUUUGUCAAUGGCAACCCCAAUAACACAGUAAGUCACGUCAAGCUUCACAGCAGCAGCAAGAGACUGUCAUGUGAGAAGUGUGACUUUGGAGUGGACAACCUUAGACAGCUAGAAAUCCAUUAUGAAUGCCUCCAUCCACAAAACCCAAUUUUCAUUGAGCGGUCACCAAGCAAGAUUCCAUUUGUACCAGAAUCCAGCAACUCAGUAGAGGAGAACAACAACUCAGUCAUCUGGAGCAACCAGACGCAGAAAACCUCCAACCUGAUCUUACCGACCUGCACCAACUGUCCAUACAAAUGCCGGACCGUAGAGAUGCUCCAGUACCAUCUGACUCUUCAUAAUCUGGACAGAGAGUUCAAGUGUAAUUACUGCGAGUUCAGUGUGGACUCACAGAACCUUCUCCUGAAACACCUGGCUGUUCACAGAGAACCGUACGAACCAGACCUGAGCCAGAAUGAGGAGGAAGAAAUCAAGGCAGCUAACCAGACACCCACGAGCCAGGACAAGUUCCUCAGUAAAAUCGACCUGAUGCCCAAGGACCUUCAGAGGGAAGUGACGUCUGCUGAAAACAAACUGACACCACAGACCCUGAAGACCGUUCUGAAUAACCUGAAGAACAGCACGGGCAGACUGAGGUACAGAUGUUCUAGAUGUCCCUACUUCUCCUUCUGUAAGAACAACAUCAGCAAGCACCGCAGACAGCACACAGUCAAGAGUAAAUUCAAGUGUCAGUACUGUGACUACAGCGCCACCAGAAACUUCCUGAGACAGCAGCACAUGAAGUUCCAUGAGAAUCAGGCCAUCACUGACGCUAAGUGUACUAAAUACCAUGACAUCGUCUUGGAUCCCUAUGAUGAGGAGGGCCUGAAAGCCUUGAGCAGCAUUCAGACACCAGAGUCUACUUCAACCAAUGGUGAAGAUAACAUCAAAGAUUUCUCAGAUGAGAAUAAUGAGAACCCUGAGGAGGCUGAUGCCAUGUCAGAAGAGAGAGACUUUGAUGAGGAGAUGGCAGCUCUAGAACAGGCUGAGUUUGAAGGCCUGGAGGACAAGAAGACUUCUGACACAGAGAUGGAAGGGCAGGAUUCUGACGACAGUCUGUCUGAGAUGGAUCCCACGACUCUACAGCAGCAAAUGUCAAUGAAUCUGUCGGGAACCGUGGGCAGCGAAGAUAAGAUCCGCUACACCUGUACCCAAUGUCCCUACAAAUGUAAUGCACUCAGGAGCUUCAAGUGCCACAUCCACAUGCAUGGUCUGAAUAAGAAGUACAUCUGUGAUUUCUGUAACUGGAGUGCUGACCGCCUUAACCUCCUGUAUCAGCACCGUAAGGUCCACAGCAAGAUGCCCAACUACAAUUCCUCUCCAGAGGACAUUGUUUUCCUCAACCGUAACUAUGCUCUCGAAAACGAUUCAAAAGCCGUGAUGUCUCCGGAGAACCUUACCAUGGAGCAGCUAAAAGAAGGCACCAGCCCAGUGGAUGAGAAAGCUCUACAGAGAAUGUCUGAUCGCCAGUUCAGUGGAAAGAAAAUUUACAGCUGCAAAUUAUGUCCUUUUUCCUGCAACAACAAAAACAGCUUUGCCUAUCACAAAAACCUUCACAAAAUAAAUGCCCGCUACACUUGUAAUCAAUGUUCCUACAGCAUUGACCGCUGGAAUCUGCUGGCUCAGCAUAUAAAGCUCCACAAGAUGAGCAGCAGACAAGAGCUGGACAAGAGUAAUUCUCAGAUGAAUGUCUCCAGCCCUGAAGUUGAACCUCAGCUCUACUUCAAUGCAGAAGACAGCCCUAACGAUAGCGAGAUGGAAAGUGAAGAAGAAAAGCCACAGGACUGGAAGUGCAGCAGGUGCCCUUACAGUUCAGGAAGCCAGCAGAUGCUAUGGGAACACUCUAAGCAGCAUCACAAGCAUGGGAAGCAUAGCUGUCCGUACUGUGACUUUAGUGACCAGCAGGAACAAAGCAUGGUGGAGCAUAUCCAGCUCCACUUCCCCAGCACCAAGCUCGACCCCGACGCUGUCCACGCGAUGCUGGCCAAACAGGGCGAAAAGUUCCCUCAGGCCCCCGAAGUUCCCAUCGUCAAGACGACACGAAAAGAGGCCAAGAAAUCUGAGUCCACAGAAGAACCAUCAUCCACUGAGGCCCCCAAAUCCAGAACCAAAGUGUAUGUCUGUCCGUACUGCGAGCGUGAAUUCGAUAACAAAGAACUGAUGUUGAAUCAUGAACGACAGCAUCUGAUUGGGUCCAAGUAUUAACAUUGUGUGUCUAAAUGUUAUACAAGUUCUCUGUGUUUAUUAAGAAUACAAACUUGCCUUAAUGUUAAGAGGUGCUUUACGAUUGUGCAAUUUUAUCAUACUCAUUUUGGAGUGCUUUUAAUCAGGAGAUUCUAGUUUGAUGGUCAUUUCAAUAUCAUAAGAACUUUUAAAUAUUAUGACAUUGUAUUAUGCACUACAAAGACACUUAUUUAUGCAAUAAUCAAUGUAUAGCAAUUUAGUCAAGUAGUUUAUCAUCGUCAGGUACUUGUGAGUAUUUGUUUGGAGGGAUAUAUUUUUGUUCAGGAAGUUAAUUUAUUUUUAUGCAUUAUGUGUGUGGUAGUGAAUUAGGUAUACCAAGUUCAGUCAAGUCUUUCACCUUGUGUUCAAAUGAAGUCCGUGAAAAACGAUUGUCAUAGUAUUUUUAAACUUUGGUCCAAGUGCUUUUAAAAUAAUGUAACAAAACCCAUGUAUGUAUAGUUAAUACAUGUAUAAGAACAGUGCAAUCCUCUUUGUUCAAUUUUCAAGGCCUGAUCAAGCCUUUCAGGAAAUCCUAGCAAUAGAAUGGAACCAAUUUAUCACAAUUUUCCACUAGAAUAUUUGUAUAUAUUGUUAAAAUUUGGUAUUUGUAUGAAUAUUUUAUGAUGUAUUAUUUUUUUUCCUGCAGACAGCAGUAUAUUUUGCAUAUAUCCACUUUUAAUUAAUACAUUCCAUUGUGGUAAAAUCACAGGAUUUGGAAUAUUAAUCAUGUGAUUAUUUUUUGUUUUGCUUAAUUUAUGUAUCAAUAGUACUAUCUAUGCACAUACAAUGUACUGAUUGUUUAAAAUAAACAAAUGAUGUCAUUUACAUAUAUACCAAUUACAAAGAGACUUGUUGACGACUGUUGAUUUCUUUGAAGUGUGUUGCGAGCCAGUUCUUUACAAACUACCAAUUCAUCAGUAUGCUAGCUGUCAAGAUUUAAUGAAAAUGAAAAGCUUUUCUGCGACACAUUGUUAGAUUUUUUUCAAUUUUUUUAUUGGACAGAAGUCUUCCAUGAAUUUUCUUCCAAUAAUGUGGUUCAAGGGGAACAACUCCAUUUUUUUUCUAAAUGUUAUACAAUAACUAUGCAUAUUAAAUAUUGUGCCUUAUGGGAAAUUUUUUUCAAUGAACAGAAUGUUAUAUAAAUUUGUUCAAAGGAUAUAUAUUUUUCUUUAAUUUAUAAACUGUUGUUGAAAAUUUUUAAUGGAGAUGUUUGGCCCAUGCUCAUUUUCAUGUCUGCUUGAUAAUACUAUAAUUUUGUGUUUUUCAUUUUUAAAUUUGUAUCUAGACUUGAGUUUUAGUAUAACUAUUUUUUUGUACAAAAACUAAGAUAUUCUGAUACGGAAACUCGUUGAGAGAGAUGACUGACAUGAUUUAGUUAUACCUUGUCAUUAAUGCACACAAAUCAAUUGUUAUGUUCAACUUUAAACCAGGGGUGACAAGCAGAUUUCAAUGUCACCUGAAAUGUGUUGACUUCUAAUCUUAAUUUGGUUAAUUAAUGGUCUCCUUCGUUAGUUAUUCUCUCUCACUGCGGGUCUCGGUGUCAGAUUUCCUGUAGUUCUGUACGUUUAGCCACUGAUUCCUGGUGCUAUUUAUAGAUGUGUACGAAUGUAUUCAUACUCUUAUUAUCUAUAGUGUAUGAAUGUAUUCAUGCACCUUGCAUUUUAUGAACUUAUUAUUAAAACAAAAUUUUUAUCCAAGUUUGUCCCUAUUCAUUUUUUCACUCCUUUCUUGGUUGUUUUUUUUCCGUUCAUUUUUGAUUCAUUCAUAUAAUCACGUUCAAAGUUAUUAGCCAUAGUUGCUAGCUGAAGAAAUCAUGUUACAAAACUUUAGAACAAAAUCCAAGCAAUGUAACAAGAAUUUUGAGUGAAGCUUCAUAAUGGGAUUAAACCUCCAUUAUAAUUGCAUGUAAUGUAGACUAUAUAACCAACGUUUUAGUUAUUGAACCAUUUUAGAGCAUUUUUUCUUCUUUGAAAUAUUAUGAAAUAAAUAGAAUUGAAAACAUAGAUAA